This is a messenger RNA of Paramecium sonneborni, 912 nucleotides long. The record is from the annotation of a GenBank genome assembly. NCBI's taxonomy places the organism in Eukaryota, Ciliophora, Oligohymenophorea, Peniculida, Parameciidae.
AUGUUUGGAUUUCUAUUUUCUAUUCUGACUUUUCUGCCUUUAUAAAUAAUUUCAACGCUUCUUUGUAUUUUGAUAUACAUCUUCUUAAACAUAAUUCUUCAGGAGUUUCUAUUUGCAUAUUAACACUUAAAUUUGUGCAGUGCUUUAGACAUGUUGUUUACAUCAAUUGAUUUUACAUAUAUAUUAAAUAAAAUAAUCAUAAAAAUAAGGCUAAUUUUUAUAACAAUACUUCCCAAAACAACCUUUACUAAUCUCAUACUAUUCCAAUUCAGAGCUAAAAAUCCUGUAGUUUCUUUUCUACCUAAAUUUCUUGAUUGGUUAGAAUCUCAAUUAGGUAAUUUAUUAUUAAAUCUACUCAAAAAGGAAAAUCAUGUUCUGAAAGAACAUAUCUCUAAACUAUAGAAGGUUAUCUUAAAAAUAUUCUGAAGCUAAAAAAUAGUAUUAGAAUUGCUAAUUUGAGUUAUCAUCUUUUCUUAUACGUUUAAAGUUUUAUCUAAUUCUUAAAACUGUAUUUUAUUUAGAUCUAACAAUGUUUGACUCAUUGAAUUUUGAAAACUCUAACUUAAGAAAAGAAAUAGAAUAAAGGAUCGAGAAUAUACAACGGGAAUUUAAUCUACAACUAUCAAUCAAACAUUAAAUGAGUAGUAACUCAAACAUUAGAUAUUAUUGUAUGAUGAUGAAAUUAGAGUUCUUAAUAAACAACUUAAUAAUAUUUAUUUCAUUUCUUUUCUAAAAUUUUUAUUCUACUAUAAAGGAGGAAAUUAAUUGCAGGAAUCUCUUUAAGAGGAAAAGGAAAUUUUACUUAAGAAAUCCAAAGAAUUAAUUUUGAAUCCAAUAUAAGUAGUAUUUAUUAGAAAGAAAAAGAUAUUUCAAGCAUAGCUCAAACUAAAGAUCUAAAAAUUAAAGAAUUGA